UCAGACGCCAGAAGGGAGUUUUCCACUGACGAAAAAGGAUACGAUCCCGAGCAGGCUGGAUCAGACAAGGGAGCGUUUCAGCUGCUGCAGAUCUCAUACAAUAAGCAGGAGCAAAAGUCAGCAGUCGGUGCAAAGGGGGACGUAUUCUGUGGACCUAUUCUUACGCACUUUUGUGUCGGAUCUAUUGCCCCUUUUCCCCACUAAUGGUGAACGGGUGCCCAAACUCCUAAUUUCCCAGUAACGCCAUGAGUGGCCCUUUGAAGAGAAAAUUCAGCGAAGUCGAUGAGGACCGCUGCUACUCGUCAUCCUCGCCCUCGUCACUCUCCUCCCCAGCCUGCUCAGAGUGGGACUCCGAUGGGGGGAGCUUCCACUCUGACACCCUGGAUUCGAGGCCUAGUGCUCCCAGCUCCCCAGAGGCUCUCGUUCCUACCACGUCCAUCCUGAAGAAGGCCAAGCGGCCGCGGAAGGGCGCCGUGCAGUUCCACCAGGUGAUCGUCUACUACUUUCCGCGCUGCCAGGGCUUCAGCAGCGUGCCCAGCCGCGGGGGAUGUACCUUGGGUAUGGCACGCGAGCACAGUGCCUGUCACAGGUACACCCUCGCCGAGUUCGCCCUGGAGCAGAGACACCUUCGCUGGGAGAAGAUAAAGGACAGGUUGAAGGAGGAGAAGCUCGAGGGCCUGAGGCAGAAGCUAACAAAGAAUGGCACCCAGGAUUCAGAAGAGGCCAGCAAGCUCACAGUGGAUGACAUCUCGGACGAGGACCUCGACCUCGGCGGUGUCGACCUGGGGGAUGGCUCGUCCCUCCAGCCAUACCCAUCCAAGAGGAGGCACGCUCUGCUGAAGGCUGCCGGAGUGAAGAAGAUCGACCGUGAGGAGAAGCGACAGCUUCACGCCAUCCGGCUCUCGCGGGAGGACUGUGGCUGCGACUGCCAGGGUUUCUGUGAGCCCGAGACCUGCACCUGCAGCCUGGCAGGCAUCAAGUGCCAGAUGGACCACUCCUCUUUCCCCUGUGGCUGCACCAAGGAUGGCUGUGGGAAUACCGAAGGCCGCAUCGAGUUUAAUUCAGGCCGGGUCCAGACUCAUUAUAUCCACACUAUCAUGAAGCUGGAGCUGGAGAAGCGUCUGGAGGAGGAGAGCAGUGAGGUGGACACCCUGGGCUUGUCCUCCGUUGAAGAGGACAAUGAUGCUCCCCCCGUCAGCCCCUCAUUCCACUUCAGCCCCGAACUAGCGGCAGCAGGAGACAACAGCUGUAGCAGCGACAUGACAGACUCCUCUUCCAGCUCUCUGAGCCAUAGCGAGGAUUUGGAGACGGGGGGGCCGCCAAGACCAGCCCGUCCACCGCUAGAUGUGGAUGACGAUGGACUGGCGCGCAUCCUCAGCUUCGGCGACUCCGACAACGAGGACUGUCCCGUUAGCAACGACGGACACCAGCAGAGCGGCCAGUGGCAGCAACGACGGCCACCUAAGGGACCGGGAGGUUUUGUUGCCGCAGAAUCCUUCAGUGGAAAUGGCAUGAGACCUGCCGUACCAAGUGACUGUGCAGACAAUCGGGUCCUGACAAUCUCCGAAAUGCUGGAUGAAAACGCCAACCAGGGCGGUGUGCCUCCAUCGACCGGCCCCGUGCCUGGUACCCUUCUCCCAUCCUUGGAUCACACCAACGGCUUAAUGGACCUUAGCCUCUCUUCAGGUUCUGACCUAGAGUUCUUUGAAGGCUUUCCCAGCUUCCGGCACAGCCCCAUGUACGGCUCGCUGAAAGACUACGAGAAUCUGGAUGACAAUUUUCAGUUUCAGUUUCCCAACUACCCCAACCUGCCCCAGGUUAAUGACUCUGGCACCUGCCUCCUGGAGUCCCUGAUAGGCCUGUCUGAAUCCAUCCCAGAGCCCUCUACGGCUUUUACGGACAACCAGUUGUUGGAAGAAGCUAUGAAGUCCUCCGUAUCGGAAUCACUAAAGGUUUAACAGAAAUGCUUUGGCAUUUGGCAAAAUUGCCCGAAGAAUGCACAUUUACACUUAUAAAACUUAUUUGGGUUAUAGCAGUCUAAAGAUUGCUGUGAACCAACUCUUGUUUUGCCACUCAUAUUUCAGUGAAAGGGAUAUCGUUAUCAUUAAUCAGUUUGUGAUUAAAACUUCAGUCAGGGAUCAUAAGUUAUUGGAAGGGUAGGUUAUGGGAUAAUGACCUUGCCUGCUUCUUCUGGCAGCAUUUGGCCUAAAAAGCAACUGCCACUUUGUGGCUAUGGAUGGGUCGCGAAAUGUGAUGCACCUAAUGGAUCUCUGGCCUGCAAAAUCACAGCAGUGGCAUGAAGAUCUUAGUAGUCACUUUUGACGUUCUCGAUUUGGGACCCAUGCACAGCCCUGGUACAGAGUCUGUAAACUCCAGUACUCUUGAGCAGUGGAGAGUUAAGCAUGUUGGAACAAAAUGCAUUAUUUCUUUAAAUAUCAAGAUAAACUGAUCUAUGGGUCACAUGUGCCAAAGCAGUAGCUAGUGUAAAUUCAACUGAAAAAAAUGCUCUCCACAGCUCUGAUGGACUGGAAUACUGGUCUAAAGCAUGAGUUCAGUUAACUCAGUUAGCACUUUACCCACAAGAAUUUUGACAAUUGAACUGAUAUUGGGCCGAAAUGUUGUCUUUGGCCAACAGCCUUAUUCUUUGGGGUCAAUGAAAUUAAUAGUUUACGCAACAUAGAACACAGAGCGUAUUAUUUAUGACCUACAAAUCUGAGUUGUGAAUCAUGUGGGCAUUUAGGGAAGACUAGUACAACUGUAAAGUCUCAGGAGUAUUGGAGGAGAUGUAAUUUAUUUUGUAUUUUUAAUUUAUUUUUCAAUGAAAAAUAAAUUCCAGUAGCGCUGUGGUCAGAGAUUUGGAAAUGCAUUUGCGAUAUUGGGAAGCCUCCAGAAAUCGGAGUGUACGGAUUGCUUACCUGGCCCUCAGCAUUUAUUGUCCUUGGGGUUGAGGUGGAGGGUUUGGGGGGUGGGCAGUGUGUGUGAGGGGUGAUGUCAUGGAGUUUUGGACGCUGUAGAUAAAGACAUGAGUAAUAAAAGUAGGCUCUGAUAAAAUAUAAUUUUAAGAAAUUAGAUUAUUUAUCAUUUGUCACUUCUGUUCUAAUUUAUUUAAUCUUAAAAUGUGCUCUCAUAAUAAGAGUUGACUUAAUGUGCCUGUUAUGGUGAGAGAUGACUUUAGUCCACAGUCUUGAUAUGGCUCAGCUAGCUGCUGCACUGGGAACUGUCCUCUAUUUGUCAACUCAAAACUAAGGGCCUGUCAAAUUAGACACAUAAAUAGGUAAUCCUAAUUUUUGUAACAAAAUUGUGUACAUUUAAAAAGAGAAUUCUAAUCUGUAUUACAGAAAUUAUUUUAUGACUAAAAAUUAUUAUAUAAAUCGUGGAAAUUUGAAACAUUUCUAAUAUAUUAAUUAUAAAAUAUCAUCAAAAUAGCCAUUGCUUAAAGAAAUAUUUGUAAUUAUUCUUUUGUCAAAUGGAAUGGAGAUAUGGGGGGGGGGCGGAUUCUCCAUAAAAUUACACUAAAUCAAAUAGAACUGAGCCCCAAAUUCAAGAUAUUUUGACUGGUGACAAGUAAGAACCAAAUAAUAGACUGUGCCAGUGAGUGAUUUCUGAGAUGUAUAUGUUUUAUGCACGUUCUAUUAAUGUGUUUUUCCCCCCCUUAUUUCGGGGGUGAAAAAAUUGUAUCAUUUUCACUAACACAAUAACAUAAUGAGGCCCCCCUUAACUAGCUGAAGUAUAGUUCAUUUCUGACUAGUGAUAGUGGCUUGGUGGCAUAGCGCCACCUUAUGGUUUGCACUUCUCCAGCUGUACUGUUCAGUUACAUUCCACGGCGUCCACAAACAUUCUUAGAAGAACAUGAAAUUAACCACCAUGUUAACAUUUACUUCUGCCUUUAUGUGUGUGUGUGUGUGUGUGUGUGUGUGUGUGUGUGUGUGUGUUUUUUUAUGUGGUUUUGAUUCAGUGCCAAAACAGGGCACUGAGUUUUGUAAAUAGUCUAUUUUUCUUGUAAAAAUAUAUGGCUUGUUCUGGAGAAAUGCAUUUCUGGGUAUUUAUUAUUGUAUUAAUUAAUAACACUGUAUUCAUCUCAGACUUUGCUAAAUGCAUUUCAUUGCCCACAGUGUUGUCCUUAUUUACCUGCUUAAAUGGUACUGAGAAAAAAAAACAAAAAACAUUUUUUACAUUCUCAUUGUAAGGAACUUUAUAAAAUGUUUUCAUCCAAGCAAUUUGAAAGUGUUUCUAUUACUUCAAAUAAAUGUUCAGACUUUGUUAAA
This is a messenger RNA of Paramormyrops kingsleyae, 4265 nucleotides long. It is a transcript of the gene csrnp1b, whose product is annotated as cysteine-serine-rich nuclear protein 1b. Gene Ontology annotation, molecular function: sequence-specific DNA binding; DNA-binding transcription factor activity, RNA polymerase II-specific. The record is from RefSeq and is a predicted model, not a curated record. Gene Ontology annotation, biological process: regulation of transcription by RNA polymerase II. NCBI's taxonomy places the organism in Eukaryota, Metazoa, Chordata, Actinopteri, Osteoglossiformes, Mormyridae. Gene Ontology annotation, cellular component: nucleus.